CAGCAAGGAAACAUCAACUUUAAGUAACCGUAAGAAACAAGAAGGAACCAAGAAACACAACUUUAAAGUCUGGCUUGUUUUAGAUAAAACGUUUAGAUCAAAGCAGUAUUUAUUUUUUUAACAGUUAAUAAGCUUUUAUUGGAUCAAAGAGGCGCCGGAGCGUAAAAGAAGCGGGAGAGUGGAGCAGCCUAUUGUUGAGGAUUGUUCGGCACAUUAACUAUGGUCAAUAUGGAAAUCUGCGCUAUGGAUUGCUGCGUGUUGAAAGGACUGUUAGCUGAGAGAGCCCACAAAUGCCUCAUAUUGGACUGUAGGUCGUUCUUCUCCUUCAGCUCCUCCAACAUCAUUGGCUCCAGCAAUGUUCGCCUGAGCACCAUAGUGAAGAGGAGAGCUAAAGGCAGCAUGGGCUUGGAGCACAUCGUCCCCAAUGAGGAGCAGAGGUGCCGGCUGCUGGCUGGGAUGUACGAGGCGGUGGUGCUGCUGGAUGAGAGGACAUCAGAGCUGGACAUGCUAAGGAAGGACAGUACCAUGAUGCUGGCAGUUAAUGCCCUAUGUAGGGACUCCAGGGGCAGCAGCAUCUACUUCCUAAAAGGUGGCUAUGAGACAUUUUCUUCACAGUGCCCAGAAUUCUGCAACAAAAGCUCUCCUCCAGUUUGCCUGAGUUUGCCUCUUAGUACCAGCAAUGUGCCAGGCAGUGCUGACUCCAAUUGCACUCCUUGCGGAACUCCACUCUAUGACCAGGGGGGACCAGUGGAGAUUCUGCCUUUCCUGUAUUUGGGCAGUGCAUACCAUGCAUCAAGAAAAGACAUGCUGGACGCCCUUGGCAUUACAGCCCUCAUCAAUGUAUCAGCAAACUGUCCCAAUCACUUUGAGGGACACUUUCAGUACAAGAGCAUUCCCGUGGAAGACAGUCACAAAGCAGACAUCAGUUCGUGGUUCAAUGAAGCUAUUGAUUUCAUAGACUCAGUAAAAAAUUCCGGUGGAAGGGUUUUUGUCCACUGCCAAGCUGGUAUAUCCCGAUCUGCUACCAUCUGUCUUGCCUAUCUUAUGAGAACCAACCGUGUGAAGCUGGAUGAAGCAUUUGAGUUUGUCAAGCAACGGAGAAGUAUAAUCUCCCCAAACUUCAGUUUUAUGGGACAGCUUCUUCAGUUUGAGUCUCAAGUGCUAGCACCAUCAUGUUCAGCAGAAGCAGGUAGCCCUACAAUAUCUGUUCUAGACCGAGGAACAUCCACUACCACAGUCUUCAAUUUUCCUGUUUCCAUACCUGUCCACUCAGGAACAAGCUCUCUCAGUUACCUUCAGAAUCCCAUCACUACAUCGCCAAGCUGCUAAAGGUACUGAGCAAACAGACCUAGACUGUAGCAAAUGGACAAUUUGUGUUUUUAUCAAGUGCAAUAAUAAUUUUGGUUCCAUAUGCAACACUCGUAUUUUAUGUCCCGUUGAGUUAAAGAAUCAACAAGUUCUUAUAGCCAGUUGAACUGGUAAAACUACAGAAAAGCCCAAACUGACACAACUUGUUGGACAAUAUUUUAGAGGCAUAUCCAAACCACUAAGGAAGUCAAGAAAAACAGGUCACAAUUGCCUUUUGUGUUUUUUGUCCCAUUUUUAUUUGUAAUCACCCUUUUUGGGGGUGAUUUAGCAGUAUUUUCAUUCCUGAACUCCUUUUUUUAUUGUUGAUUGAUGAAGAGAGGCCGUUGCCUAAACCUGUAAGAUAAUAUUUAUUCUGCAAGCUGUGUCCUGCCUACCGAAGCCUAAGAUUUCAGCUUUUCAACAAAGCAAAGAAGAGAUACCUCAGUAUUUUCUGGUACUGUAAUUCCUGUGUGUAAUUCAAGACCAGCUUCAGUUUCCAAAGCACUGAUGUCAAAGCACUAGGCCCGAGCCUUCUUCAGAGUUUGCUGACUAUUGUAUAUAUGCUCUGAUUUUAUUUAUGAUACAAAAUAAUAUAUAUCUUCUCCCGUGAGAAGACAUUUUUAAUACAGAACUAUGACUUUUUAUACUGAUAGAAUAAAUUAUGAUAUUUGUAAUGAA
Xenopus tropicalis (tropical clawed frog) is the source of this 2025-nucleotide messenger RNA. RefSeq names its product dual specificity phosphatase 1 (gene dusp1). The record is from RefSeq and is marked provisional. Gene Ontology annotation, molecular function: MAP kinase tyrosine/serine/threonine phosphatase activity; hydrolase activity; protein serine/threonine phosphatase activity. Gene Ontology annotation, biological process: negative regulation of MAPK cascade. NCBI's taxonomy places the organism in Eukaryota, Metazoa, Chordata, Amphibia, Anura, Pipidae. Gene Ontology annotation, cellular component: nucleus.